This is a messenger RNA of Impatiens glandulifera, 2518 nucleotides long. RefSeq names its product protein ROLLING AND ERECT LEAF 2-like. The record is from RefSeq and is a predicted model, not a curated record. NCBI's taxonomy places the organism in Eukaryota, Viridiplantae, Streptophyta, Magnoliopsida, Ericales, Balsaminaceae. Bases 226 to 2352 code for a protein of 708 amino acids. The transcript is spliced from 6 exons.
AAGAGCAGUUGUAGAGAUGGAUGAGUAUGGAAUUAAUGGAAUCUAUGAAACACUACACGCUUAGUGCUGACGAAUUUAGUGACUUUUGCUCAAGUGGGCUCCUUUUCCUCUCAAAUCAAACGCUUGUUUUCUGUGAUUUCUUCUGCAUGAGACGAGAUCGAGCGGCUUAAUUCUCUCUUGCUUUUCGCCCUCACUGCUCGGGAGAAAUAGACUUUGAAAUUUGUAAUGGGGGCUGCACCGUCUAAGGUUGAAGAAGAUAAGGCAUUGCAGCUAUGUCGUGGAAGGAAGAAGUUUGUGAGACAAGCACUUGAUGGAAGAUGUUCAUUAGCUGUCACUCAUAUAACUUACAUAGAUGCAUUGAGAGAUUUAGGAACAGCUCUCAUGAUGUUUGUUGAACUAGGACCAGAAGUUCCAAUUGAAUCGUCACGCUACACUUCUUCCACUACUGCCACGCCAGAGCCACUUGCGUUAACUGAAACCUCGCUUUCUCAUUUUAAUUCGAGGCGUAUGAACAGGCCUAUUCACUAUCAUUCUAACCAUAUGAAGUCUAGGGAUGGGCCAAUUUCCAAGAAGAUUGAAGAGAAACUUCCUACACCUGUUAUUGGUUCUGUAAUAUCUUCAAGUUCCCAACGCAACAAUGUUGAUGCAUCCUCGCCUCUUUGGGACUAUUUUGGUCCUUCUCAUCCGAUUGACAGUCAUCUUUCAUUUGGAAAUGGAUUGAACCAAGAUCUGGACAUUGCUGAUGAGAUAAGACGACUUAGAAAAGAAGAGGGAAUUCCUGAUCUUGAAGAUGAAGAAGAUAAUCAUUCUUUUGAAAAAGAAGACUCACAUGACUCGGAAGAUGAAUUUGAUGAGCCAUCCACUGAUACCUUAGUUCGAAGCUUUGUUAACAGGGCAACAGAGCAUGUAGACCAAAAUGGAGAUAAUAAAAGGGAGUCUCCUGAUUUGUCUCCAUUAACUACUGCUUCAACUUCUGGAAAUACAUUUCAUAAUCAUAAUAAUAAUAAUAAUAAUAAUAAUGUUAAUGUUAAGAAUGUUACUGAGAAUAGAGCAGCAACUCCUAAGGAUUUAUUCUCGAGCGUGAAAGAUAUCGAGUAUCUGUUUGUCAAAGCUGCUGAAUCUGGUCGAGAUGUUCCGAGGAUGCUCGAAGCAAAUAAAUUUCAUUUUCGCCCAGUUUUUCCUGGGAAAGAUACUGGUUCUAUGACACUAAUGAUGGUGAAAGCUUGUUUCUCUUGUGGGAAGGAUCCUGCUCAUGUUCAAGAAGAGCCUGUUCAAAAUACUGUAAAGUACUUAACUUGGCAUCGAACUGCUUCAUCGCGUUCUUCUUCAUCACUAAAUACUCUUGGUCCAACAAACGCAAUCGAUGAAGUUGAAGAUUUCACCAGCAAUCUUUUACAAAAUUGUAUGAUAUCUGGAAGUCAUGCCUCCACUUUAGACAGGCUAUUUGCAUGGGAGAGGAAGCUUUACGACGAAGUCAAGGCUAGCAAGAUAGUCAGGGGACAGUAUGAUGCAAAAUGUAAACUCUUAAGACAGUUGGAAUCAAUGGACGAAAGCAAAACCAAGAGUGAUAAAGUUCGAGCUGUUGUCAAGGAUCUGCACUCGAGAAUCGGGGUUGCAAUUCACAGAAUUAACACGAUCUCAAAGAAGAUCGAGGAAUUGAGAGACAACGAACUACAACCGCAACUGGAAGAGUUGAUUGAAGGAUUAAGGAAGAUGUGGGAAGUAAUGUUAGAAUGCCAUAAUCUUCAAUUCAACAUCAUAUCAGCAGCUUAUAAUAAAUCCAACAGUAGAAACUCAGCGAAUCAACAAAGGCAGGCUGCCCAUCUAAAAUCCCAACUAGACAAUCUGUGUUCGAGUUUUACAAAAUGGUUCGAUGCCCAGAGAAUGUAUCUUCAGUCUUUGAACGGUUGGCUUCAACAAUGCAUAACUCUUCAAGAACAAUCAAAGAGGAGGAAAAGAGGGAGAAGGGAAGGACCACGCCCACGUGACUAUGGACCGCCCAUCUACACUACAAUCGAAGUUUGGUUGGAAUUGAUUUUGACAUUACCAGAUAAGGCAGUUACCGAUUCUAUAAAAGGCUUAGCCUCUGAAAUCAACUGUUUUCUUCCGAACCAAGACAGUCACAAUAAGCAGACGAAUGUCCUCUCAUCUAAUAACAACAAUGAUGCUCACAGUAAUUUGUCGGACCCAAAUGGACAUGGAUUUGAUCGUUUUCAUAAAGCCCUUGCUGGUUUUCUCAGUCAGUUGAGCAUUUUCGCAGAGGCGUCUGUUAAUACGUUUAUUCGGCUUCAAAAGGAGAUUCAGAAUGCCAAGAACAAUUAUAACCAUCGAAAAUCCUUGCCCCGUGGAUAGCCAUGAAGAUUGGAAUUUAUGAAUGAAUUAUAUCAUAUCAUAUAUCAUAAUAAAAAUAUUAGUUACUUACUGUGGCUGUUAUAUAUAGUUUGUAAUUAAUUACAUCAAUGUUGGAUUUUUGUAGGUAAUAAAGUGGUGUUAUGAAUUCUUUCUCAAUUCUAGAAAA